ACACACACACACACACACACACUCAACACACUCUCUCACACACACACACACACACACACACACACACACACACACACUUUUGUAUACAAAGUGUUGAUUGAGCUCAAAACCUGCAGAUGCUGAUGGCGCAGAGGUAUGAAGACUUGACACAUUACAGUAGCAUGAUGGAGGGCGUGGGUGUGUACGCAGACCCUCACACACACAACCACCUGAACCAUGCUCCUCCUCCUCCUCUUCCUCCUCACACCAAUCAGCACUACGUGACAUCGCACGGGCUCAUGGCCACCAUCAUGGGCUCUAACGACGGCCUGAAACGAGACAAGGAUCAGAUUUAUGGUCAUCCUCUGUUCCCUUUACUGGCGCUGGUGUUUGAGAAGUGUGAGUUAGCGACGUGUACUCCGAGGGAGCCGGGCGGGGCAGGGGGAGACGUCUGCUCUUCAGACUCCUUUAAUGAAGACAUCACAGUGUUCUCCAAACAGAUACGAGCAGAGAAACCGAUAUUCUCCUCGAAUCCAGAGCUGGAUAAUCUGAUGAUUCAAGCAAUUCAAGUGUUAAGAUUUCACUUGCUGGAGCUGGAGAAGGUCCAUGAGCUGUGUGAUAAUUUUUGUCACCGCUACAUCAGCUGUCUGAAAGGAAAAAUGCCUAUUGACCUGGUGAUCGAUGAUCGUGAUGGAUGCAAGUCUGAUUUUGAUGAUCUGACCUCCACUCAUCUAUCAGACCAUAACACUGGGUCAUGGAGAGAUCUGGAUGAUAAUCGCUCCACUCCAUCCAUCGGGACACAAGGACCAUCCAGUGUGGGACAUGUUUCUCACAGUGGAGACACCAGCAGUGAGCUGGGAGAUGGUCUGGAGAGCAGUUUGGCAUCUCCAGGAACAGGUGAUGAAGAUGAUCCUGAUAAGAAACGACAAAAGAAGCGAGGGAUUUUCCCCAAAGUGGCAACUAAUAUUAUGCGGGCAUGGCUGUUCCAGCACCUCACUCAUCCAUACCCUUCAGAAGAGCAGAAGAAACAGCUCGCUCAGGACACAGGUCUCACCAUCUUACAAGUGAAUAACUGGUUCAUUAAUGCCCGCAGAAGGAUAGUACAGCCCAUGAUCGACCAGUCCAACCGAGCAGUGACUCAAGGAACUCCAUUCAGUCCUGAUGCUCAGACCAUGGGGGGCUUCAUGUUGGACGGACAGCAGCACAUGAGCCUUCGAGCUCCAGGUGCAAUGGGAGGUAUGGGUAUGAACAUGGCGAUGGAUGGACAGUGGCAGUACAUGUAGGACUCCAGCAGGCAGCUGUUUGGGGAUCACACAGACACACACACACACACACACACACACCUUCCAUCGACUGUGAAUCAGAAGAGAGAAGAUAAGAGGACGUUUGGAGUUUUGGAGUUUAUGUCUGUAAUGAAU
Silurus meridionalis is the source of this 1397-nucleotide messenger RNA. It is a transcript of the gene meis2b, whose product is annotated as Meis homeobox 2b. Lineage: Eukaryota; Metazoa; Chordata; Actinopteri; Siluriformes; Siluridae. Gene Ontology annotation, molecular function: RNA polymerase II cis-regulatory region sequence-specific DNA binding; DNA-binding transcription activator activity, RNA polymerase II-specific. Gene Ontology annotation, biological process: hemopoiesis; positive regulation of cell population proliferation; animal organ morphogenesis. Bases 117 to 1262 code for a protein of 381 amino acids. The record is from RefSeq and is a predicted model, not a curated record. The transcript has 13 exons.